This is a messenger RNA of Hylaeus volcanicus, 1613 nucleotides long. RefSeq names its product venom protease-like. The record is from RefSeq and is a predicted model, not a curated record. Gene Ontology annotation, biological process: proteolysis. The transcript is spliced from 7 exons. Gene Ontology annotation, molecular function: serine-type endopeptidase activity. NCBI's taxonomy places the organism in Eukaryota, Metazoa, Arthropoda, Insecta, Hymenoptera, Colletidae. Bases 675 to 1532 code for a protein of 285 amino acids.
CGCAAAUGCAUUAAGAUUGCAAGAAGGAAAAAUGAUGAACAAAUGUGCGUCUUACAAUUCUUAAAAAAAAUACACAGAUAUACUAUCUGAAACUGGAGUGGAUUGGAAACGAUACAGGGAGUACUACGGGGUUAAGUUAGUAUCGAGAGGUGGAUGUCGUGAUACCCUUGCUUGUGAUAUGUCGAUAAACAUUUUUUUUUUUUGUUUUUGGUGGACUAACUGUUUAUUGGAGGGCAAAGCUUUUUCAUUCUUCGACUCGUUAAUAUUACCAGCAUCCGGUCGUAUCACUUUUAAUGAAAAAGAGUGUAGGACAAACGCGUUCGACAGAACGUAUCGUAAUCGAGUGUUUUCACGUCAAAUCGCUUCCCUUAUUUUCGUUUACGGUAUAGUCUUCGCGGAUGUGAUGUACCGAUAAAUACUUUGUAACGAUUGCUAAGUUUAUCGGCAACAGCGACCCUCGCGCGUUAUAAUUUCGGUACAAUAAUUCGAGAGAAGGUUGAUUAGAUUGUACUCAUCCGGGUGAUUUGUUUUCAUUAUUUUUUGUGCAAUCUGUUUGUUGAAUGACACGCGGUAUAAGUACCAGUGGAAGCGGGACACUCGUCGUCAGUUUCGAAACGUGUUGCCUGCAAGUUACAAGUCUCCGAUAGAAAAAAAAGAGAUCAGCAAAAUCCAAGAUGGUGUCGAGAUGUUUGGCAUCGAUUGCCCUGCUUUGUCCACUGAUUGUGUUCGCAUCAGCUGAAGGUCUGUUGGAGCCGCCUGUGUGUGGAGUUAGUGUCGCCAGGGGAGUCUAUAGCGACAGAAUAAUCGGUGGUAUUGCCGCGAAGAAGGAUGCCUGGCCCUGGAUGGGAGCAUUAGGUUACAAGAACCCAGACGGUACCGCGACUCCAGUUUUCAAGUGUGGCGCUACCCUGAUCACGAAUAAACACGUUCUGACGUCCGCUUACUGCGCGUCUGGAAUCGACAACUUGAUCUUGGUUCGUUUUAGUAGCUUAACUUUGGACGGUGAAAGACCGGUCGACGUCAACAUCGAAGAGAAACAGGUCCACAGUGAAUACAACGAAAAGACGAAGGCCAAUGACAUCGCGGUCCUCACACUGAAGAAGGAAGUUAUCUUCAGCGACUCCCUCCGUCCCAUCUGUCUCCCACACAAAGAAUCUUUGGUAAACGAUGACUUCGGCGGAAAAUUCGCGUACAUUGCUGGAUGGGGUUCAACUUCGUACCAAGGACCACCGAGCAACUUCCUCAAGCAAAGCAUGGUCCCCGUCAUCGUCAACGAAAAGUGCAGAGAGAGCUACUCUGGAUUCCCUUCGCUGGCCAUCACUAACCGCACGAUUUGCGCUGGAAAGGUAGCUGGUGGAACCAACGCUUGCAUUGGUGACAACGGAGGACCUCUGAUGAUGCUCUUCGACGGUAACGUUUACGAGAUCGGUCUUUACAUCCACAGCUACAAGUGCGCCGAACGCGGAUAUCCUGGCAUCUUCACCAGAAUCACCGAGUAUCUGGAUUUCAUCAAACAAGCAAUCGAGAUGUAAAGAGUAUCGCUGGAGUAAUGCUCCAGAAGGCAGGCGUUCACAUCCAUCGUUUGGAGUUUCUUUAACGAAACGAGUUUAAUA